GCGGCGUUCGCCGCCGCUCCCAUUUUGUUGCUCUGCUGGCUUCGACUAGCUCGCUGCACUAUGUUCUGCUGAACGUCUACACCAAGCCUUGUGGAUUUCACACCCAGCUCGCGAAGGAUUUGACGCCCAGCGAUCAAGAUGGGCCGAGGAGGCAUUGACACGUCGGCUAGUGGAAGGAGCCAUGACGUCAUCAAGCUCAACUUAGACACGUCGCUUGACAACUUGGACCUGUUCCACAAGAGCGUCCUGCCCUAUCAGAUUUCUAAGGUAUCGCCGAGAAUUGGCCGCACACUUCCCAGGGAGGAGGUUAGACAAGAUGACUGGCUGUCCCACUCGAUUGAGCAGGUCUGUCGCAAGACCCUCUACAAAAAUGUCCAAUACAGGACCAUAAACAUGUCUUCCGAAGUUGGCAGCGAAAAGGACGUGUGCUUUGUUGAGAAAGAUAAACUCGCAGAAAAAUCAAAAAUUGACACACCCGGUUCAACUCCGGUGCCGCCAGCUGCUGGGAUACCGAACAAUAAAGCGACCUGCAUGAAGACUCCAGAAAACGCCAGGAUCGCUCCGCCGAAGACGCCGAAGACGAGCACUCCCAAGAGCGCAUCCUCGUUCAUGAAGCGAUGCCGGAGGGGCAGCUCGUUCCGCCUGCUGCGCUCUUCUUCAGAGAAGAAGAACGUCCGCUUUGCUUCCACAGAGGAUCUGGCCGCCGAGGAACGCCACUCACCCUCCCUCGUGCCAUCAUCUGAGUCAAGGGUCAAAGCUGAAGAAGCGCUCGAAAGCAUGUAUGCUACCGUCAGUCCUAUCGUGCCAAAAAACCUCAAGGAUGUCUGUCGGAGGCUUCCUUUCGCUGACGAAGAGGCGAUGACGCCCGUAAAAAAACCGGAAACUUCCGAAUGCUCGUUCCUGAAUCCUGCCAUUCUUCCCCAGAACAGCCCCUUGGGACACUACCUGCAGUGGAUCGUUGAACAGUCGGGGCUGAGCUCCGUGCCUAGCGUCCGGCAGUGGCUCAAUUCGGUGCGCCUUUCGGUAGAGAACGAGUGCCUGAGCGCCUUGCAAAGCAAGUCUCUUACAAAGGACCCUGCUCUCGCUGCCGUACUGGCCGUCGGCGAUGCCCACGAUGCCAUCACGUCCCUGCAAGACCGCGUUGAUUCGGUUAUGGCAACCGUCACUCACCUGACCAGGAGGCUCGAACAGGGUCUCUGGAUUAAGUUCUGCAGCAGCACGCCCGGCCUCAGCUCGGAGGUGAACGAUCUACUGCGAGACUACAAGGCUGUCAUCCAUGGCUCAUCGCCGUAUUCGCGCAAAGUCGAGAGCCACCUGUACCGACUACUGCAAGAUCUCCGAGAGAUCGGAGCCAGGCCCAACCGCAAGCCUACUGAUCCGGAGUCCAUCAAAUCGCUACUGACAGACAUCAAGAACACCGUGCGGACGCUCAGCAACUCCCUCAUCUUGAAAGAACUGGAAAAAAUCGUGAAGAUGAGCGGCGAAAACCGGGCCCUGAGUUGCGCCCGGCGAUCAGUGGCCGCUUUGAGCAGCUUGGGCGAAACCGGUCCGGACAUGUGCGACCUGAUCACGCGAGUGGGAGGCAUCCGAGCACUGCUGUCGAUCGCUCAAGAUGUCCAGCUACGGCCGCUCAAGUGCGUCGCCAUCCGCGCGCUGACCAUCGUCUGCGGCCACUCGGUGGCCAUUCGGCAGCUGGAGCAAGCGGGGGGCAUUGAUUUCAUCGAGCGCACCCUGAGAGACGCCUGUCAACAGGAGAGAUGCGAAGCAGUUGGUUUGCUGGCCCAGGUCACUGCUCCGUGGGUCGACUGCACCGGUGGAACGUUGAAACAUAUGUCGAGACACAUGGACUCGCUGGUCUCCUCCUUAACCGGCAUGAUCGAGCAGGCCAGCAGCGGAGACGUGUUUCUGCUGUCCGCAGCGGCACUCGCCAACCUCUCCUUCCUGGACCGCGUGGCUCUGGAAUGCAUCCACAGGAACAAAUCUGUGCGUGCCCUCAUGCUGGCGACCAGGCAGAAGGACCUGGCCUGUUCCAUCUUUGCGAAGGAUCAGGUUUCCACAAUAUUAGCUAACGUGUCCGGUGGGACUCACUACCACGCGGACAUCAUCGAGUCCGGCGCGCUGACUCAGCUCGUCUGCUAUCUGCAACUUCGCCCUUCCAGCCUGCACAGCAGCGGAGAAGUGGAUGCCUGCGAACGCGUCCUGCAGAAGUCUGCCAUCGCACUAGCGCGCCUCUGUUCAUGCUCCAGCACAGCCGGCAUGGUCUUGCAAAUGCAAGGUGUGCAAAGACUUGUUCGCCUGUGUAAGGAACCAAAGGAACGCAACAGCAGCAACUCUGUCCUCGUGGCCUGUCUGGCAGCACUUCGCAAGAUCGCCACCUCUUCCGGUCACAAGGAUCUGAAGGACAUCGGUGCCACGGAGCUUGUGAAAGACCAUCUGUGGAACUCUUUCAAGCAAUAUUCGGUCGCCCACGAAAGCUAUGUUUAACGAGGGCCAGAACUUGCAGCGUUCUUGCGUUUAGGUGCACCUGUCGAUGCAUAUUUGAGAACUGAUCAAAGCUAGCCGUUCUCACGCAUACCCACGCGAAAAAAGAGUCUCUUAGUCAGAGUCGCCUCUGGUCUUCGGACCUGGGUUAGUCGAAGGCAGAGGGAGCCAGAACCCCGUGAUAGCGAGUCUUGAGUAUCUAUAAGAGGACUAUAUGUCAUUGUCAAUAGACCAUUGUAGUGAAGAACGGUAUAUAUAUUUCCGGUUUCCUUUACGGAUGAGUCUGCUAGUUGAGUAAUCCAGCACUAAUGCUAGAAUUAUGUCCCCGUGACGAAACACGUCUAGUCAUACCUAGUCUCUCAAAACUAUAAAUAGUGCACGCCAUAUCAAACCCUGCACUCUGUGGACUCGAAUUGCGACAGUAGUAAGUCAUUCAAUUGAUUACCACAGAUUGUAAAGUAGGCAAUUUUUUAUCGCGAGAGCUCGCGCAAAUGAUUGUUUCAUGUUGCUUUAUGUUGCUUUUUGAAGUACAGCUCGUGGCCAAAGACUGAUGUAUGUCGCAGUUAUGAUUUUAUGUUUUCUGUGUGUCCCAGUGAAAGUGCUGGAUCCCUGCGAGUCCUGCUCGUGAUUCAGGUGUUUUAACUUUUAUGUACACCAUUAAAUUCAGUUACUUGAGACUGAAUGUGUGUAAAUAAACUGACAUG
This is a messenger RNA of Rhipicephalus sanguineus (brown dog tick), 3185 nucleotides long. RefSeq names its product protein inscuteable homolog (gene insc). The coding region runs from base 139 to 2484 and encodes 781 amino acids. The transcript is spliced from 7 exons. Gene Ontology annotation, molecular function: protein binding; cytoskeletal adaptor activity. Lineage: Eukaryota; Metazoa; Arthropoda; Arachnida; Ixodida; Ixodidae. The record is from RefSeq and is a predicted model, not a curated record. Gene Ontology annotation, cellular component: apical cortex. Gene Ontology annotation, biological process: apical protein localization; establishment of mitotic spindle orientation; regulation of asymmetric cell division.